Messenger RNA from Calypte anna (Anna's hummingbird), 2451 nucleotides. It is a transcript of the gene MRRF, whose product is annotated as mitochondrial ribosome recycling factor. The record is from RefSeq and is a predicted model, not a curated record. Bases 683 to 1198 code for a protein of 171 amino acids. Gene Ontology annotation, molecular function: ribosomal large subunit binding. Gene Ontology annotation, cellular component: mitochondrion. The transcript has 6 exons. Lineage: Eukaryota; Metazoa; Chordata; Aves; Apodiformes; Trochilidae. Gene Ontology annotation, biological process: translation.
GAUGAUGUCAGCGGGAGUGCGCAGGGCUGCGGGGCGGUGAGCGCGGCAGCGGAACCGAACCCCCCACAUACCCCGAACCUCCCCAUCCCCACCACUUUUCCCCGGCCCAGUUCCGGUCCGGCCCCGGUUCCGAUCCGGCCCGGCGGGGCAGCCCAGCCCUCUGCGGGGGAGCGGGACGGGGGCCUCCAGGAUCGGUGUCCCGGAGCCCGCUGGCGGGAGCUGGGGGUACCGCUCGGUCCGGUCCGAUUCGAUCCGGUCUCGCAGCCACCUCGCCUGUCCCCUAGCAGGGCCAAACUUUCCGUCCCGAGCACAGCAGAGCCGCAGCUGCGGGAACAGUCCCAGGGGAAUGAACUGGGGGGUUCGGGACUCAGAAACCCAAAGCUCUCGGGUGCUGGGCGGUACCGGGCCCGGGGCAGCCGAGUGACAGGACACGGGGCGGAGUCCACCAAACCCUGACACCAAAUGUCCCCACUGGUCCCUGCGCUGCCCCGGACCCGCCCCAGCCCCACUCACCCCCUCCCUUCGCGCAGCCGAACCCCGAAUCCGGUCCUUCCCGGUACCCUGGGCCAGCUCCUGCCUUUUCUCUCUUCCAGCUAAAGGGAAGGGGCAGAGCCAAGCCAAAGUGAAUAUCAAAGCUGCCCUCGUGGAGGACAUUAUCAAUUUGGAGGAAACCAGUGAAGACAUGCAGGCAGUGGUAGAAGCUCUGAAAGAAGAUUUCAGCAGAAAUCUCAGUGUUAGAACCUCACCAGGGGCCCUGGAUCACAUCGUGGUGAUGACAAAAGAGGGGAAGUUUCCGCUCAACCAGCUGGGGCAGAUCUCACAGAAGUCACCACAGCUCUUGGUAGUGAACAUGACAAGUUUUCCAGAGAGCACAGCUGCAGCUAUGAAGGCUAUAAGGGAGAGUGGCAUGAACCUGAACCCAGAAGUGGAUGGGACAAUAAUUCGGGUGCCAGUUCCUAAGGUGACGAGGGAGCACAGGGAGAGUCUGGCCAAGCUUGCCAAGCAGUCCACCAACAAGUCCAAAGAGGCCCUGAGAAGGGUGCGAAGCAAAAGUGUGAACCAGGUAAAGAAGUUCAAGAGCAAAGUGUCUGAAGAUACCAUCUGGCUGCUAGAAAAACAGAUCCAGCAAAUGGCAGACAGUGCUACAGCCGAGAUGGACAAACUGCUGGCAGCCAAGACCAAGGAGCUGCUUGGAUAAGCACCAUCCCUAUGGACACACUCCCCCAGCAAGAACACCCAGGACUUGGACCCACCCCUGGGGCCAUCCCUGCCUUGAGUCAGCAGCCUCAGUGACGGGCAGGGAUGGCUCUGCUGGACUUCUGGAGGAGCAGCUCUGGUGUUUUGGCUACUCCAGUUCCUCAUACCAGAGUGUGCUGGAGGGAGGGGGGGAACUCUCCUCACUGUUCCUCAUCCAGGUGGCAACAGACUUUGGUGAAUUAAGAUUAAAAAUAAAACAGCAGGAAGGAAAACUGGAGGCUGCUGGAAGGGUUCCCACACAGAAGCCAAGGCAAAGGAGAGGGACUGCCCUGCUGGCCCCAACCUCACACCUCACAGCCCAGCAGAGGCAAGGAGGAACCUGCACUGACGUGCUGCAAGCCUUGGCAUUUAUUUUUGCUUAAAAUAAAGUCAUAACAGGACAAGGAGGAGCAUAGACAGCCAAUUUCUGGUUGGUGUAUCCCUUCAAACUCACAUGUCCCAGCCUGGCUGCUGGGGAGGCACAGGGGAGCUCAGCAUGGGCUGGUGCAGGGUGGGCAGGGGAGAUGGGCUUUGCAUGGAAUGGGCUGCCCAGGGAGGUGGUGGAUUCUGUGUCCCUGGAGGUUUUUAAGAAGAGACUGAAUGUGGCACUCAGUGCCGUGGUCUGGGAACCCCAGCAGAAGUGGCUCAAGGGCUGAACUUUAUGAUCUCAGAGGUCCUUUCCAACCCAGCUGAUUCUGUGAGGUUCCUUGAGGUUCAUGGGUAGGGAACUGAUACCAAUGCUGUUGGCCUAGCUGCUUUACCCAGGACUGAGAAGACCAAAAACCAACACAAGAACCUUCCAAAACCAGCACCUGCCUUCCCUGACCUGUUAUGGCUCACCCCUGUGAGCCACCAGUGCCACAUUUUAAGAGGUGGAGGAGGAGGCAGAAGCAGAACAGGGUGCUGGGCACAGGGCUCAGCUCCUCAGAACCAGCAGGUACUUCCCAACAGCAGCAGAGAGCUCUCCCCCCAGCCCCAGGCAAGGGGAGGUGGUGGCCAACCCCCAGCUCUGCUCCCAAGGCAUUGGGGUUCAAAGAGCACCAAGUGCUCUGCAGUCCUUAAAUAAACAACUCCCAAAAAGUUAGUUUGUGCGCAGUGGGAGGAGGAUGAAGGAUUUGCUCUGCUAGGGCCCCACAUGUCAACAAUUUCUCUGCUUUGUGUAUUUUGGCCAAAGCUCUUACCAUGAUAAAUGAAUAAAGGAAAAUGGUGAGCCCA